UCAAUAAAUAUCUCUACUAGGUUUAUUCUUCUAAGGCUCUUUAUUCUCAUUAUGUCGAUCAAAAGUGUGAUUUCACUCCUAAUGGUUGUAUGCAUCAUAGCCUCCGUAAAUGCUCAGCUACCACGGCUUCCGAUUCCCUUUCCUUUUCCAUUUCAACCAAGUCCUGGUAUGCCAGGAUUACUACCUGACAUAACAAAAUGUUGGUCAUCAGUGAGGAAUAUCCCCGGAUGUAUCGCAGAAAUUUCUCAAUCGAUAUUGAUUGGACAAAUCGGCAAUAUAGGUCCUGCUUGUUGCAAGGCAUUUCUAGAAGCUGAAGCCAACUGCAUCCCAAAGUUUCCAUUCAGUCCAUUUUUUCCUCAUAUCAUUAAGGACCAUUGUUCAAGAAUUGUUGGAGCAGUUCCUCCUACAACAAAAUAG
This is a messenger RNA of Camelina sativa (false flax), 417 nucleotides long. RefSeq lists its product as uncharacterized. Gene Ontology annotation, biological process: regulation of double fertilization forming a zygote and endosperm; regulation of protein localization to cell surface; double fertilization forming a zygote and endosperm. The record is from RefSeq and is a predicted model, not a curated record. Lineage: Eukaryota; Viridiplantae; Streptophyta; Magnoliopsida; Brassicales; Brassicaceae. Gene Ontology annotation, cellular component: extracellular region; vesicle.